UAGACAUCCUCUCUUUUUUAACUACUCGAAAUCACGAUGACCGGUAUCACUGUCAAGGACGUCAACGCCCACGAAUUCAUCAAGGCCUACUCUGCUUACCUUAAGCGUACCGGUAAGCUCGAGGUCCCCAAGUUCGUUGACAUUGUCAAGACUGGUUCCUACAAGGAGUUGGCCCCUUAUGACCCUGACUGGUACUACGUCCGUGCUGCCUCCGUUGCCCGCCACAUCUACAUCCGCAAGAGCGUCGGUGUCGGUGCCUUGAACAAGGUCCACGGUGGUCGCAUCAACCGCGGUUUCCGUCCCUCCCACCACGUCGAGGCCUCUGGCUCCGUCAACCGCAAGGUUCUCCAGUCCCUCGAGAAGAUCGGUGUCUUGGAGCAGGACAAGAAGGGCGGUCGUCGCAUCACCCAGGAUGGUCAGAGAGAUUUGGAUCGUAUUGCCAUGACUCUUGUUGCUUCCGAGGAGGAGGAUGACGAGUAAAGCAAAAAGAAAAAAAAGAAACUAAAAAAAAAAAAUUAAAAAAUUUAAAAAAAAAUUAAAAUUAAAAUUAAAAUUUAAAUAAAAAAAAUAUUAUUAUUAUUAUUUUAUAUCAAUUGUCAUUAAAGAAGAAAGGAGGGAAACCCAAGAAGAUAGGGAUUUAUAAUUAUAAGC
Messenger RNA from Phycomyces blakesleeanus NRRL 1555(-), 651 nucleotides. RefSeq lists its product as hypothetical. NCBI's taxonomy places the organism in Eukaryota, Fungi, Mucoromycota, Mucoromycetes, Mucorales, Phycomycetaceae. Gene Ontology annotation, molecular function: structural constituent of ribosome; RNA binding. The transcript is spliced from 2 exons. The record is from RefSeq and is a predicted model, not a curated record. Bases 37 to 480 code for a protein of 147 amino acids. Gene Ontology annotation, biological process: ribosomal small subunit assembly; translation. Gene Ontology annotation, cellular component: cytosolic small ribosomal subunit; ribosome.